This is a messenger RNA of Peromyscus leucopus (white-footed mouse), 4446 nucleotides long. It is a transcript of the gene Nceh1, whose product is annotated as neutral cholesterol ester hydrolase 1. The record is from RefSeq and is a predicted model, not a curated record. The transcript has 5 exons. Gene Ontology annotation, cellular component: membrane. The coding region runs from base 206 to 1432 and encodes 408 amino acids. Gene Ontology annotation, molecular function: carboxylic ester hydrolase activity. NCBI's taxonomy places the organism in Eukaryota, Metazoa, Chordata, Mammalia, Rodentia, Cricetidae.
CCUGCCGAGCCCGCAGCCCUUCGCAAGGACACCGCGGAGGGGGCACAUCCGCGCUCCCACUUCCUCCCGACACAGCCUGUGAUUGGCUCGCAGCCUUAAGAGGAACACGUGAAGGAGCAGCUGAGGCUGGCAGAAACUUACCGGCCGUCUCCGGGUAGCAUCGCACCGUACCGCGGUCAUCUCCGGACAGCCAGGCCUGGGGACAAUGAGGUCGUCGUGCGUCCUACUGGCCGCGCUGCUGGCGCUGGCCGCCUACUACGUGUACAUCCCACUGCCCGGCGCGGUGUCCGACCCUUGGAAACUGAUGCUGCUGGACGCCACUUUCCGCGGCGCGCAGCAAGUGAGUAACCUGAUCCACUCCCUGGGGCUGAGCCACCACCUGAUCGCGCUCAAUUUCAUCAUAGUUUCUUUUGGGAAGAAAAGCGCAAGGUCCUCCCCGAAAGUGAAGGUGACCGACACUGACUUUGAUGGGGUGGAAGUCAGAGUGUUUGAAGCCUCUCCAAAACCCGACGAGCAACUGCGGCGGAGCGUGGUCUAUAUCCACGGGGGAGGCUGGGCCUUGGCGAGUGCAAAGAUCAGUUACUAUGACCAGCUGUGCACCGCGAUGGCCGAGGAGCUGAACGCUGUCAUCGUUUCCAUCGAAUACAGGCUCGUUCCACAGGUCUACUUUCCUGAGCAAAUUUACGACGUCAUGCGUGCCACAAGAUACUUCCUGCAGCCAGACGUCUUAGACAAGUACAAGGUCGACCCUGAGAGAGUCGGUGUUUCUGGAGACAGUGCUGGCGGGAACUUGGCGGCUGCCCUUGGACAGCAGUUUACAUACGUGGCCAACCUAAAAAAUAAGCUCAAACUGCAGGCUUUAAUCUACCCAGUCCUCCAGGCUUUGGAUUUCAACACACCGUCUUACCAGCAGAACGUGAACACUCCAAUCCUGCCGCGCCAUGUCAUGGUGAAGUACUGGGUGGACUACUUCAAAGGCAAUUAUGACUUUGUGCAGGCGAUGAUUGUGAACAAUCACACUUCGCUGGAUGUGGAAAGGGCCGCAGCCCUCAGGGCCCGGCUCAACUGGACAUCCCUGUUGCCCUCAUCCAUCAAAAAGAGCUACCAGCCUGUCAUGCAGACCACAGGUGACGCCAGGAUCGUCCAGGAGAUCCCUCAACUGCUGGACGCUGCUUCUUCCCCGCUCAUCGCAGAGCAGGAAGUGCUUCAGGCGCUCCCCAAGACCUACAUCCUCACCUGCGAGCAUGACGUCCUGCGGGAUGACGGCAUGAUGUAUGCCAAGCGCUUGGAGAGUGCAGGCGUGAACGUGACCUUGGACCACUUUGAGGAUGGCUUUCAUGGGUGUAUGAUUUUCACAAGCUGGCCGACCAACUUCUCUGUGGGAAUCCGGACUAGGAAUAGUUACAUCAGAUGGCUGGAUGAGAACCUGUGACAGAGUGGGCACCUCACAUGCACGAAGCUCUUGACCGCUCCGUUUGCUCUGGAAAGACGCGCACUUUUCAAUCAUCCGAGCCUUUCUCUUGUUUCUCACAAGUACUGGAAUCUGUACCCUGCAGACCUGAUAAUCUACAUUUUAUAAGUGAUUCUAACCGACUAGUUUAAAAACAUCUGAACUUGGUGCCCUCAGUGGGCCAUUUCCUCUGUUCUUUCUUGUAGCCCACGUGGUACGAAUGGUCACAGUUUGAGGAGCUAGAAGUAGCCCUAGGUCCGGCCUCUAUUGUGUUCUUUCCACAAGAAGUUUUUCCAGCGGUGGUGAGGUAGUAACUUCUGAGGAACUAAAAAAAGUGGGCUUUUCUUCAGUUCCCUCAGUUGACUUGGAGUGCAGGGCAGGGUCUAGGGGACACUCUGAGGCCAGCACCGGGGACUGCAUGUCCUCUGCCUCGGACAGUGGUUGUGUUUACUGUGGGAAUUUUGACAGGAUUUCUAGCAAAACAGACUUCUUCUCAAAAGCUUUUCUUCCCUAAGAGUGUUAAUUUUAUGAGCAAGAUGCUGUAAAUAACGGUGGGCUUAAAGAAGACUUGAAAGUUACUUUCUACUCCUAUUCUGAGAAAAUGAGAGGCUGCAUGUUCUAAUAUUUCCCUGGGAGCAUCUUUUGGAAACAAACUUAUUUAAAUGUAGAGUAAGUUUCCUACUAUGAAGUAAGUAAAGAUAGAAAAAUGAAACAGCUUAUUGUUACUUAGGAAUACUCCUGGCAUAAAUUACUAAGAUUGGUGUGUAUAUAUUUGGGAUAGUGAGGAAAUAAAUUAUGCUUAAUAAUACCUUAAAAUUAUGAGAAGUAUCUUUAGAAAGUCUAGUCCAUUUUUGGAAGAAGGGCUAGUCCAUUCUUGAAAACUCAAUUUUUCACUUGUAGCUAAAAAUUAGACAAUUUUGGUAUAGUGUAUUGUUUAUUUUUUAAGUUAUUUAAUGUUAAUAUAUAUAGCUAAACAGGAUUUUUCUGGAAGACAUCUAUUAUAAAAAAUUAAAGAUAAAAGUAUUUUUUAAAAGAAAACUACCAUAGAGUUAUAUCCACAUGUCAUUUUGUGAGGAGCUAGACAAUAAUAGUAGUAAGGAUCAAAUACUUCGAUAUUUAUGUACAUAUGUAAAUUAAAAUAAUUAGAAACUUUUUACCUAGUAUAGACAUCCAAGUAAUGCUGAUUGACCAUCCUAAUCCAAAAUCCAGAAUUUUGAGUCUGGUCUGAUGGCACAAAUGGAAACUUCCAGACCAUGGAAGUUUAUUUUGUGUAUAAAAUGAUUAAACCUAUUUUGUGAAGUUACCCUCAGGCUAUGCAGAUAAGGUGUAUAAAAAGCACAAAUGAAUGUCUCAGUGAGAUUUGGGUCCCAUUCUCAAGAUAUUUUGUUAUAUAUAUGCAAUAUCCCACAGUCUAAAAAAAUUAAAACUCUGGAAACACUGGCCCCAAGCUUUUCAGAUGAGGGAUACCCAACUUGUGGUUUAAUUGCUUAGAUAAGACAGACACGUGUACUUCUCUCUGCCCAUGGUGGUCAAGGGAGCCCUCUUGGGAAUCCCUCUGGGUGAAGGGCAGACCCGGCACUGCCCACCCCUGAGUUUCUCCAGUUAGGUCUAGAAGUUCCAACUGCCCAGCCUUGCCUUCUCAACAGUCUUCACUGCCAGUGUGCACAUCUUGGGCAGAGUAAGGGAUCCCAGAUUAGGUCUAAGUUGAACACCCUGCUUCCUGUCAACCCAGCUUCUGCUCGCAAUCCAUGUUACAGGUAGGGACUGUACAGAGAGCACCCAACCAGAUCAUGACCCAGUGCAUCACGAGACGAGAGCCUUUCCACCCCAUGAGGAAUGGACGAGAUCACAAAUGGAAACUUCCACACUGACUUCUCAUUUAUCGUCAAAGCUACUGCAUCUUUAUAGUAAAAUAAAUGUAACAGUGUGUGUUUGUGUGUGUAUGAAAAUAAUCUCAUAAAUGACCUUGCUGAUUUACUCAAGUUACUGUCACUGGUCUCUUUUGUCUAAAAUCUGAGAGCAGAAUCGCCUGACCUUUGAGAUCACUUCUAACGACAGUCUUUUCCACGGUAGUUUUUGGCAGGUCAUGUUCUGAAUAUGCCAACACACUCCUCCUAAACACUGAUUUUUAAAAAUUGGCCACGUAGCAUCAAUGCCUCCACAGGAUUACAAUGGUUUGUGUUUAGGAUAUAAAUUGAUGUCCAUCUUAACUGAGGUUAUGGGGGAAAUCACAGGGUGUUUUUGAAACCUGAGAUUUUAGUUGUUAUUAUUUGAGUGACAGCCAUCUUCUCAAGGUGCUGGGCACGGAACCCAGGGCCUUACAUGCUUGGCAAGUGCUUUACCCCCGAGCUAUUACUGUUUUCUUCUACAUCGUUUAAAGGUGUGAAAUAUAUUUUGACUUGACCUGUAAGAAAGAGGAAAAUGUUAUAUAUUCAGAGUUUCUUAAAAUGGCAUUUCCUACCCUGCAGAAAUCACACAAAAAGUGUUCUCAGAUGUCUGAAGAGCUCUCAAAGAUGAAAAGGGAAUGAAGGACAAAGGGACCAUGCACUGUAUCUGAUGGAAUCCUUGGUGUUUUAUUCUUACGAGUGUGUUGUGCUCUACAAGCUGAUCUCUUUUCAGUAUAAGAUAGCUUGGUUUUGUUCUCCUGUUUUAGGAAAAGGUUACACUUUGGAAUACUAAGAUCUGUGAAAUCAGAACAUUAACAAAUGAAGGAAAUCUCGAGGUGCUGCAGAGUGUGAUGAAGUAUGAUUUAUCUUGAUGUUUUCAUGUGCAUUUGUGAGGACUGGAAGACUUGCAUAAUGAUGGUGAAUGGAAUAUUUUGUGCAUGACCUUUUAACUUUCGACUUUUUGCCAAUUUCCCUCUGCAAAGGGGAAGGCAGAUUUUAUGGAAAGUUUUAGGAACAAAUACAUUUUAUGGACUGAAAAUCCAUUAUGGAACUGGGAAAGUUUAUUUAUGUUUGGAAUCUUGUUUGGAAAUAAAACGGGUCCAUCUGGAA